Molecule: messenger RNA, 3559 nt
Organism: Diachasma alloeum
Lineage: Eukaryota; Metazoa; Arthropoda; Insecta; Hymenoptera; Braconidae
Gene: ksr
Product: kinase suppressor of Ras 2
Exons: 5
Coding region: 515-3244 (909 amino acids)
Biological process (GO): protein phosphorylation
Molecular function (GO): ATP binding; protein kinase activity
Source: RefSeq, a predicted model, not a curated record
UCGAUAAGUCUCCGUCGAUAAAAAAAAUCGCAAGUCGAUUAAUCGGCCGGCGCAAACCUCGACCGAAAGCCCAUCGAUGUUUCCCUGAAAAUCGCAGUUCUCGAUUAAUCGCCGACCACCGCACACCUCCACUCACGUCCCACGUCCUUCCCCAACCCACUGAUUAACUGAUUGCGCUUGACGUCACUGAUUAGGCCGCCAAGAUGGCUGUCAAUGUUGAUAAGUGGUUCGGUUGCUCGUGUUGAGGAAAAAAACCCCUUUGCGCCGACUAGUCAAUAAAAGCACUGCCCGCCAGCCGAAGAAAAGGCCAAAAAACCAGUGAACCCGCCUCACCCAAGUGUUCGAAUAAAUUGUGUGACAGCCGUUUGGGGGGCGAGGUGUGUAGUUUCCCCGAGAAAUGGAGUUGCAAAGAGCCCCUAAAUACCCCAAAUGACGAGAGAGUGCGACUAAAGGGCCCCAAUCCCGCUUGGCGACCGGUUUCCCCCAAAUUCCCCAAAAAUUCAAGUGCAUCGAAAUGGCAGAGACAGAGGAGCCCGAGCAGGACUCCCGCCGUGCCCUUUACGUCGUGCAAUCGAUGAUUGACAUUUCAGCAGACCGCCUCGAGGGUCUGCGAACAAAAUGUUCGACCAGUGCGGAACUAACUCAGCAAGAAAUCCGGACCCUCGAGGGAAAACUGAUAAAAUUAUACUCAGAACAGCUGGUGGAGAAGUCGAAGCUGCCAGUGGACUCCCUGCCCCCCGAGAUGCGCCAGUACCCGUCCCUCCACCAGUGGCUGCGAGUGGUGGGUCUAACCCCCGAGUCAAUCAGAAACGUCUGCACAAAGGCCCAGACCCUGGAGGCCCUCAAGGAGAAAUCAGAGCACGAACUGGGCACAAUGCUGGGUGAAAACACAACGAGACACGAGGAGGAGCUCCGAAGAUUGUGCCGAGCGCUCCACAAUUUACGUCGCUACAUCGACGUGUUGCUGCAGCGAGGUGGAGACGAGAGUGGCGAGAUGCUGAACCUCUACUGGGACUCCUGGGACAGGCACCACCUGCGAGGAGGCACCUCCCCCAGGCCAGUGCGAUCACGCGCCACCAGACGCUCGAUCCCCUCUGACGACAGUAUUCCCUACAACAACAACAACAACAACAACGACAACAACAAUUUCCCGGAAACCCUAGCUCAGGCGUCAUCGAUAAUCAGCCUGACGACGAGCCCCCCAUCGACCCCAGUGCUGCUGCGCCAGGCUGUUAAAUUCCCAACAACUCCACCCCCGAGCAAACGCCACAACGCAGUCCUCUCGCCGCUGCCGGACGUCUUCCCCCUGACAAAAUCCAAGUCCCACGAGUCCCAACUGGCCAGCAGAAUCGAGAAUGGCGAUGGUAAUGGGGGGAACAACACGCCAGGGACGAAUGACUCAACCAGGCGACAUAGACUGCCAACUGAGACGGGCUCCUGCAGCAAUGCUGACAUAACAGCUUGCCAGUUGGACGGCAAUUCAAUGGUGACGAGCAGCCCCGUCAAGUCCCCGCCGUACUCGAGUGCUGAGAGUGACGACAACAGCUCAAAGGGCCCAGCAGCCAAUCUCCAGGUGCCCAAGUCCCCGAGGACUCCAACGGUGACCCGUGGCAUGGGCCACAUAAUAGCCCAUCGUUUCACCAAGACAUUCAAGAUGAUGACGACCUGCGACUACUGUGAUAAGCAAAUGUUCAUUGGCACGGGACUGAAGUGCAAGGAGUGCAAGUACAAAUGCCACAGAGAUUGCGAGUCUAAGGUGCCACCCUCGUGUGGCCUGCCACAAGAGCUCUUUAAUGAGUUCAAGAGGACUCUCCAGGCCGAUGGGAUGGUCAACGCCUCGCCGGUGCUCGGGAAGCCCAGCAUCACCUCGCCGAAUCAUCACAGCUCCAAUCUCCGCAGCUCCUUGGACAGGAGGUACCGGAAACACUCGCAUCCGCAUUCGUCUAUGAAUAUUCCGUUUCAGGGGGCUGAUUCGAGCUCCAACACCUCGAGCUGCAACAGCUCGACACCCUCCAGCCCAGCUCUGCUGCCUGGGAGCAAUCAGACGCAGGUUUUGGCGACCACGACGACGACGAUGACGACGACGAAACAGCAGUUUCAUUUUCCUGAUGUGACGCUUAAUGACAAGAGUGUUCUCUCGAUGGAUCACCACAGCCACAGGUUGGAGAGCACCAGCAUCUCCACGGACAGCGACAGGACGGUGUCGGUGUCGGGGUCUGGGUCGGUGAGCACUGACUCGGAGAGGACGCCGGUCAGGGUUGACUCGCAGGACUCGCAGGUGUCCGAUGGCGAGCCUGGUGACAGCCGCUGGCCCAGGCAGAACAGCCUCUCCAUGAGGGAGUGGGAGAUUCCUUAUGAUGAAUUGCAAAUUGGGGAUCCCAUUGGCACCGGACGAUUUGGGACGGUUUACAGGGGCAAUUGGCAUGGGGAUGUGGCCAUCAAAGUACUCAAUAUGGAUUAUUAUUCGGAUGAUGAUAAGACACUGGAGGCUUUCAAGCUGGAAGUCGCCACUUUUAGGAAAACUCGACACGAAAAUCUGGUGCUGUUCAUGGGGGCCUGCAUGAAACAGCCGCAUCUGGCCAUUGUCACGAGCUUGAGCAAAGGAAUGACGCUUUAUACGCAUAUUCAUUUGCGGAAGGACAAGUUCAAUAUGAACAAGACGACUAUCAUUGCUCAGCAAAUUUCACAGGGAAUGGGAUAUCUUCACGCUCGUGGCAUCAUCCACAAGGAUCUCAAAAGCAAAAAUAUAUUCCUCGAGAAUGGAAAAGUUGUCAUCACUGACUUUGGACUGUUUAGUGUAACGAAACUCUGUUAUGGAAAUAGAAAAAGCAAUGGCUUGAGCAUACCACCUGGUUGGCUGUGUUAUUUGGCCCCAGAAAUUGUCGCUCGAUUGCGGCCGCAGCAGACGAGAGAUCAGGAGGAGCUGCCAUUCACUGAAGCAUCCGAUGUUUACGCAUUUGGAACCGUGUGGUACGAGUUGCUGUGUGGUGAAUGGCCUUUCAAAGGACAACCCCCUGAGGCAAUAAUCUGGCAAGUUGGCAAGGGCAUGAAGCAAACUUUGGCCAAUCUUCAAGCCUCUCGCGAAGUCAAAGACAUUCUCAUGCUGUGCUGGUCCUAUCAUUCCACCAGUCGACCCGAUUUCUCAAAAUUAUUAUCAACAUUGGAGAAAUUGCCUCGCAAAAGACUCGCUCGCAGUCCAUCGCAUCCAAUUCACCUGUCACGAUCAGCAGAAUCUGUCUUCUAAAUGCCAUCGAUCGGUCGAGUUGACAGCGUUUCCACUGACACUAAAUCCUAAUCAUUAAUGUGAAAUUGUAGAUAUUGGUGAUAAGUUGCAUUCAAAAUUUCAUUACCUAUAAGUAUUUAUAUCUGUACUUUUGUUCUCUUCACAUAUAUGUAGGUGAAUCUGUCUGUUGCAUUAUACUGACGUCCUCAGAGGGAAUGCAAAAAACUGAAAAAUUCGUAAUUCUCACCCAUAAUAAGAUUAACUCAGCGGCGAAGCGGUAAACCGGGUCACGUCGAUUUUGACUUGCCCAGUUUUUUACGAAUAUCUCGGAAUCUA